Spodoptera exigua (beet armyworm) is the source of this 1947-nucleotide messenger RNA. Lineage: Eukaryota; Metazoa; Arthropoda; Insecta; Lepidoptera; Noctuidae. The record is from the annotation of a GenBank genome assembly.
AUUGACAUGUAAAAAAAUUGUUUCGGUUUGUGGUGCUGGCGAAUGUAGCGAUUUAUCUUUAUCAAAUAAGAAGUUGUACAGCAUAUUCUAAUAAGAUUAUAAUACAAAAAUAUUACUUGAAUUUUUAUCUUUAAUUAAUCCUCAAUCGUAGAAAUGCCCAAUAUGGAAUUACUGCAGACAUUAACUGGCCACAAAGGCAUUGUCUGGAACGUUUCUUGGCACCCCCAAGGAAAAAUAUUUGCAUCUUGUGGAGAAGAUAAAACGAUCAAGUUAUGGAGUAAAGAAGGUCAAGAAUGGACAAUAAAAACUGUUCUUGUGGAUGGUCAUCAGCGUACCAUUAGAGAAGUGGCAUGGUCACCAUGUGGCAACUACUUGGCAUCAGCUAGCUUUGAUGCAACAACAGCUAUUUGGGACAAGAAAAGUGGUCAGUUUGAAUGCAAUGCUACUCUGGAGGGACAUGAGAAUGAAGUAAAGAGUGUGGCAUGGUCACCCUCCGGUCAACUGUUGGCAACUUGUGGCAGAGACAAAUCAGUUUGGGUAUGGGAAGUGGCUGGAGAUGAUGAAUAUGAAUGUGAAUCUGUACUCAAUGUCCACAACCAAGAUGUCAAAAAAGUUGCUUGGCAUCCUUCACUAGACAUCUUGGCCUCAGCAUCAUAUGAUAACACAGUUAAGUUGUACAAAGAGGACCCAGCUGAUAAUGACUGGAGCUGUAUAGCAACUUUGCAGUCACAUGAAUCUACAGUAUGGAGCUUAUGCUUUGACAAGACUGGGGAGAGACUUGCCACUUGCAGUGAUGACAGAACAGUGAAAAUUUGGAAGGAAUAUAAACCUAAUAACCAAGAGGGAGUUAUAGUAACAGACAGAGAGUCUGUAUGGAAAUGUGUCUGCACAUUGUCAGGAUACCAUACCAGAUGUAUUUAUGAUGUAGCUUGGUGCCACCACACCGGACUUCUGGCAACAGCUUCUGGUGAUGACAUCAUAAGAAUAUUCAAAGAAUCUGAAGAUUCUGAUCCUAAUGCACCAACAUUUGAACUAAUUUGCACCAAAUUGAAUGCACACUCCCAAGAUAAAAAUCUUAAAAGGUUGUAUACAACGGCCACUAAAAUGUCUACGGGAGAGAAUGUUGGUGUCCCACUCCAGAAAGUGACUGCUGUUCUGGAAAAUUUUGCACCAAAGCAACUGUCUGAAAGCUGGGACAACACUGGUCUUUUAGUGCAGCCAUACACUCCCAGGAACAUAUCAAAGGUUCUGCUGACAAAUGAUCUUACAGAAGAUGUAGCUUUGGAAGCCAAUGAUCAAGGAUGUGAAAUGAUCAUUUCCUACCACCCUCCUAUAUUUGCUCCCAUGAAGUCUGUGGUUCAGAGUGCUUGGAAAGAACGUAUUGUCUCAUUCCUCUUGGAAAAAAGGAUAAGUUUGUAUUCUCCGCAUACCAGUUGGGACAGCGUAAAGGGGGGAGUAAAUGACUGGUUGGCGAGUGCAUUUGAGGUUGAAGAAUCUAAGCCAAUUAUCCCAGGAACUGACCCCCAGGUUGGGGCAGGAAGGUUGCUGCAACUUAAAUCGAAUAUUUCUUUGACGGACGCGGUUUCAAAAGUUAAGCAAUUGACUGGAUUAUCGCAUGUGCGUUUCGCUCUUGGCAAGGGUAAAGACAUGUCGAGUGAAAUACAAACUGUAGCGUUGUGCGCCGGCUCCGGCAGCUCAGUUUUGAAAGGAGUUCAAGCUGGUUUAUAUUUAACAGGAGAAAUGCUUCACCACGACGUAUUGGAUGCUGCACAGAAAGGAAUAAGUGUAAUUCUAACCAAUCAUUCUGAUUCUGAAAGAGGCUUCUUGAUGGGCUUUUCUAAAAAUUUUCAGAAUCUGUUGAACAAUGACGUACAAGUUAUUGUUAGUCAAGUAGAUAGAGAUCCUCUUGUAACUCUUUAAGUCUCAUGAAUAAGUUGUUUUAAAACC